AUGGCAUACGCUAAGACAAAGGUGCUCACGCUUUACAGAUCGCUGCUCAGAAACUCGUACAAGUUCGACCACUACAACUUCCGCGAGUACUUCCUCAGGCAGACCCGCAGCGAGUUCAGAAAGCACAGGCAGGUCCCGGACAACGAGGCGCUCGUCGAGGACGCGUUGAAGAACCUCGCCGUCUUGAAAAGACAGGCCACCAUCAACAAGAUGUACCACUUCGACAAGCUAGUGGUUGAAAAGCUGGACAAACACCAUUUGGAGUGA
Messenger RNA from Pichia membranifaciens NRRL Y-2026, 267 nucleotides. RefSeq lists its product as hypothetical. The record is from RefSeq and is a predicted model, not a curated record. NCBI's taxonomy places the organism in Eukaryota, Fungi, Ascomycota, Pichiomycetes, Pichiales, Pichiaceae. Gene Ontology annotation, cellular component: mitochondrion; L-cysteine desulfurase complex. Gene Ontology annotation, biological process: iron-sulfur cluster assembly. The transcript has a single exon. Bases 1 to 267 code for a protein of 88 amino acids.